This is a messenger RNA of Sclerotinia sclerotiorum 1980 UF-70, 459 nucleotides long. RefSeq lists its product as hypothetical. NCBI's taxonomy places the organism in Eukaryota, Fungi, Ascomycota, Leotiomycetes, Helotiales, Sclerotiniaceae. The transcript has 2 exons. The record is from RefSeq and is a predicted model, not a curated record. Bases 1 to 459 code for a protein of 152 amino acids.
AUGCAAUUCUCAUCUGCUCUUAUCUCUGCCAUCACCGUUGCUCUUGCUUCGGCUGCCACCAUUGGACAACGUGACGAGGCCGUCUUCAAGGUCUCUGACUUCAGCGCAGGCUGUAUCCAACACAGCACCCAGUGCCUCUACCACUUCACUCUCAUCCAACCCGGUACCAUGGAGACCGUCGGUGUUGAAUGUUCCGCCCUCGUUAGCGCCUACACCAAUGGCUCCCUCCCCAACAUCGGCAAAUGGCAAGGCAAAUGCAAGGAUUCUUCCCGCACUUUCUGGGUUGUCCGUCAAAACGAGGGUCUUAAGCUCUGGGCUUCUCAACCAGUUACUCCAGCUAGCAACCAAACCGCAUCCCACCUCCUCCCAGGCACUGACUUUGAAAUGAUCAAAUACUCUAUCGGUAGCGUUGACAGCUACACUGGACCAACUGCUUUCGACUUGACCUACGACUGGUAA